Molecule: messenger RNA, 2607 nt
Organism: Venustampulla echinocandica
Lineage: Eukaryota; Fungi; Ascomycota; Leotiomycetes; Helotiales; Pleuroascaceae
Exons: 2
Coding region: 1-2607 (868 amino acids)
Biological process (GO): SCF-dependent proteasomal ubiquitin-dependent protein catabolic process
Cellular component (GO): SCF ubiquitin ligase complex
Molecular function (GO): protein binding
Source: RefSeq, a predicted model, not a curated record
AUGGGUUUGCUGAACAGGUACAUUCACGACACAUUCACGACCGUGACGAUACCAGCAACAUUGGGCGCGGUGUUGACCGAAGCGCUGACGAAAAGACGCGCCAACGCCAACGCCAUCCUGUCUCCUCUCUCCUCGUACCAGCACCAGCACCAUCAGCAUCAGCCCCCACCUGCCCAACAGCCAAACCUAAACCCAAACCCAAAAUCAGACUUAGGCCCACACCUAGACCUAGCCUGGCUCCAAGACUUGGACAAGCGCGCCGCUGCACCCCCUAUUUUCAACUUUUCCAUUUGGUUCCGUAGGUUUGGUUUCGCAAGAGAGGGCCAUCUACUGCGCCAGGAACCACGUCACCGUUCUCCAACCAAACCAAGUAACAAGUUCGAGGAGAGGUGCGAAACCAAGCCCUUCGCAAAGCUUGUGUAUACUUCUUCGCAUCUCGUGCGAUUGAUGGCGGCCGCUACGCCCCCGUACAAUGUCUCCUUCGAACCUGCGAGGCUGGCGGAGACGUCCAUGCCAAUACCAAUUGAGCACUCCGAGGUUAUGGUCGACGAACAGCCUACGAAGUUAAAAGGAAGAACCAGGCUAUUGCAGGGUCUCCAACGAAUAUCCUCAUCCCCAUCUCUCGUUCAGCUGGGCAGAAAACGAGCGACGAGCAAUCCAUAUGGCGGCAGAAGCUCCUUGUCGUGUGUGAGUUUGGCUUCAGGAAGCUCUCCACGAAACUACGACAGCCCAUACUCCCCUCAGCCGCUUGGGGAAGAACAAUCCUCCGCCCCUACACCGUACCAAAGCACAUAUGGACUCGAUACGCCUUUCAUCGAUGGCUCAUAUGUUGAGCCCGCAAUUAGGCGGAGGGAGCAAGGCUAUUUCACCCCUGGCACAUCUGUUCCAACAAGCCCUCUACCACCGGAUGUGCGACCCCACUCUAGGGGAGCACUACUCCCAUUUCCACCAUAUUCGUCGGUUGCAGAGAUCCCCAAAGGCGUGUCUUUGGCUACGGCUCCCCCGAAAAGAGCACGACGAGUAAAGGUCGAUUUCUGGAAAGAAAUGCCCCAUGAAAUUAAGGUUGCUAUUUUUGCAUAUCUGACGCCAAAACAGCUCGUGCGGAUCUCCGUCGUGAGCAAGGACUUCCAUAAGAUGUGUUUUGAUGGGCAACUUUGGACUUGUUUCGAUGCCUCGGAAUUCUAUAAGGAUAUUCCUGCCGAAUCUCUGGCCAAGAUUAUUGUUGCGGCUGGGUUCUUCGUGAAGGAUCUCAAUCUUCGAGGUUGCGUUCAAGUUGAACACUACAAACGGGCAGAGGUCAUCGUGAAGGCGUGCAGGAAUCUCAUAAAUGCAACUCUCGAGGGAUGCCGGAAUUUCAAGCGACAUGCCCUUCACAAUCUCCUCGAAUCCAAUGGGAGGCUGGCCAAUCUAAACCUCACUGGUCUUACAGCUGUCACUAACGGAACUUGCAAGAUCAUCGCCCAAUCUUGUCCGUCACUAGAAGUCUUCAAUGUUUCGUGGUGUACUCGCAUGGAUGCUCGCGGCAUUAGGACCGUCAUUCAGGGAUGCCGCUUGCUCAAAGAUCUUCGAGCGGGAGAAGUCAAGGGAUUCGAUAACCUAGACCUGGCUCAAGAUAUUUUCGAGACCAACAGGCUAGAGAAAUUGGUUCUCAGUGGCUGCACUGAUGUCAAUGACAAGGCACUCCAAACUAUGGUCGCUGGUCGGGACCCAGAAAUUGAUAUCCUCACUGAUCGUCCUGUGGUGCCCGUCCGCAACCUUCGACAUCUUGACCUCAGUCGGUGUAGCCAUCUUACCAGCGCCGGUGUGAAGGCAUUGGCUCAUUUAGUUCCUGAGCUACGAGGACUUCAACUAAGCGGCUGCUCCCUCCUCACUGACGAUGCUCUAUCAGAUAUUCUUGCUACCGCUCCUCAUCUCACCCAUCUCGAUCUCGAGGAGAUCCCGGAGCUUACCAACACACUCCUCUCCCAAGACUUGGCCAAAUGCCCUUGCGCACCCAAGCUCAAACAUCUCUCUGUCAGCUACUGCGAGAAUAUUGGCGACGUAGGUAUGAUACCUGUAGUCCGGGCCUGUACCGCCCUUCAGAGUAUCGAUAUGGACAAUACCAAAGUCAGCGACCUUGUGCUAGCAGAAGCAGCCGCUAUGGUUCGCGCUCGCUCCUCACGGACAACAUCCCCCGAGUCUCUCCCACGCGUCGGCCUCCGCAUGGUAGUGUUCGACUGCGCGAACGUGACAUGGACAGGCACACGAGAAGUCCUAUCCUGCAAUUCCGAAGUCAAGAAACCAAGUGGUACCCAAAACGGGGCGGUGACAUACCCCACUGAAAUCAUAUCCUUAAAAUGCUUCUACGGAUGGCAAAUGACUGUCGAUGAGCAUACAAAGCGGGUUCUCCGAGGCGAUUUCUCAGCCGCGGGAAGACUGGAGCGCAAAUGGACAGAGUACCAGAUGGCCAAUGAAGAAGCCGGUGCCGGCGGCGCAGGUGCCCGGAGAAGGCGCCGGAGGGCUAGAGAAGCCCAGAUGCUCCAUGCGGAUGAGGAGGAGGGCGGGGUGGGCAUGGGAGGUAUUGGACGGAGAAGGAGGGCGCGAAGCAAUGGAUGCAGUGUUAUGUAA